AUGGAGAGUUCAUUACUCCUCACUCUCCACCUGCUGCUGGGGGCUUCCCUUGCCCUGACCCAUACCUUUAAAGGUUCCCACUCUUUGCGGUACUUCGACAUCGCAAUAUCAAGACCUGGCUUAGAGGAGACCCUCUACAUGACCAUUGGCUAUGUGGACAACACAGAGUUCGUGCACUUCAACAGUGGGGCAGUGAAUCCAAGGUUUGAGCCUCGGGUGCCCUGGAUGGAGCAGGUGGGACAGGAUUACUGGGAUGACCAGACACACAUUGGCAAAGCAGCAGAACUGCAGAUUCGAGCAUACUUUCAGAAACUGCAAGGCUACUACAACCAGAGCGAGAAAAGUUCUCACACCAUCCAAAGGAUGACUGGCUGCUACAUUGGACCAGACGGGCACCUACUUCAUGCAUACCGUCAGUUUGGCUAUGAUGGGCAAGAUUAUCUCACCCUGAAUAAGGAUCUGAGCACCUGGACCGCGGCAGACAAGGCAGCUCUAAUCACCAAGCAAGAGUGGGAGGCAACCAAUGAGGCUGAGCGUUGGAGGGUCUACUUGCAGGGGUCUUGCGUGGUGUGGCUCCUUAAAUACCUGAAGAUGGGAAGUGAGACUCUUCUGCGCACAGAUCCCCCAAAAGCAUAUGUAACUCAUCAUCCCAGACCUGAAGGGGACAUCACCCUAAGGUGCUGGGCCCUGAGCUUCUACCCUGCUGAGAUCUCCCUGACCUGGCAGCGGGAUGGGGAGGAUCUGAUUCAGGACAUGGAGCUGGUGGAGACAAGGCCUUCAGGAGAUGGAACCUUCCAGAAGUGGGCAGCUGUGGUGGUGUCUUCUGGAGAGGAACAGAAAUACACAUGCCAUGUGCAACAUGAGGGGCUGCCUGAGCCCCUCACCCUGAGAUGGAGCAGGCCUCCCCAGUCUUUCACCCCUAUCAUAGUAGUUGUCCUCGGCCUGGUUCUCCUGGGAGCUUCAGUGGCUGCUGUUGUAAUGUGGAGGAAGAGCUCAGGUAGGAAAAGGGGCAGCCUGGGCUUUCUUUCCAACUGGGGGACUCCAAGACCCAGAUAG
Peromyscus eremicus (cactus mouse) is the source of this 1056-nucleotide messenger RNA. Its product is annotated as class I histocompatibility antigen, Non-RT1.A alpha-1 chain-like. Gene Ontology annotation, cellular component: external side of plasma membrane. NCBI's taxonomy places the organism in Eukaryota, Metazoa, Chordata, Mammalia, Rodentia, Cricetidae. Gene Ontology annotation, molecular function: peptide antigen binding; signaling receptor binding. The record is from RefSeq and is a predicted model, not a curated record. The transcript has 5 exons. The coding region runs from base 1 to 1056 and encodes 351 amino acids. Gene Ontology annotation, biological process: positive regulation of T cell mediated cytotoxicity; immune response; antigen processing and presentation of endogenous peptide antigen via MHC class I via ER pathway, TAP-independent.